Messenger RNA from Anolis sagrei ordinatus, 945 nucleotides. RefSeq names its product T cell leukemia homeobox 1 (gene TLX1). The record is from RefSeq and is a predicted model, not a curated record. Gene Ontology annotation, cellular component: nucleus. Gene Ontology annotation, biological process: regulation of transcription by RNA polymerase II; animal organ development. Lineage: Eukaryota; Metazoa; Chordata; Lepidosauria; Squamata; Anolidae. Gene Ontology annotation, molecular function: DNA-binding transcription factor activity, RNA polymerase II-specific; RNA polymerase II cis-regulatory region sequence-specific DNA binding.
AUGGAUCACUUAGGGGCUCACCACCUCCACCAGAGCCACGCCGAGCCCAUCAGCUUCGGGAUCGACCAGAUCCUCAACAACCCGGACCAAGGGAGCUGCAUGAUCUCCAACGCGCGGCUGCAAGAGGCGGCGGCGGAGUACGGCUUGGCGGGAUGCGGCGGCCCUUACAACCCCAUGGCUGCCCACUACGGCUCGGGCAACGGGGCAGGCAACACCGGCUCCUCGUCCUCCUCCUCUUCCUCCUCCUCGGCGUACCCCCAGCCCGGCGGGCCUUGCAGCAUGGCGGCCUCUCUGCCGGGCUCCUACAACAUGAACCUGGGGGUCGGGGCCAUGAACGGGGCGGGGGCGGGAGCGGGCGGGGGCGUCAUCCGGGUCCCGGCCCACCGGCCCCUCGCGGGCGGCGUCCACCCCCAGGCCCUGGCCACCGCCAUGCCCACCGUGCCCUCCGUCAACAACCUCACCGGGCUGACCUUCCCCUGGAUGGAGAGCAACCGGCGCUACACCAAGGACCGCUUCACAGGUCACCCCUACCAGAACCGGACGCCGCCCAAGAAGAAGAAGCCCCGCACCUCCUUCACCCGCCUCCAGAUCUGCGAGCUGGAGAAGCGCUUCCACCGGCAGAAGUACCUGGCCUCCGCCGAGAGGGCCGCCUUGGCCAAGGCCCUGAAGAUGACCGACGCCCAGGUCAAGACCUGGUUCCAGAACAGGAGGACCAAGUGGAGGCGACAGACUGCAGAGGAGAGGGAAGCUGAGAGGCAGCAAGCCAAUCGCAUCCUCAUGCAGCUUCAGCAAGAGGCCUUUCAAAAAACCAUCAACCAGCCCAUCCAAGCAGACCCCAUCUGUGUUCACAACUCCUCCCUCUUUGCCCUCCAGAACCUCCAGCCAUGGUCAGAUGACUCUUCUAAGAUCACCAGCGUUACGUCUGUAGCAUCGGCCUGUGAGUGA